Myotis davidii is the source of this 4563-nucleotide messenger RNA. RefSeq names its product SNF related kinase (gene SNRK). Gene Ontology annotation, biological process: protein phosphorylation; microtubule cytoskeleton organization; intracellular signal transduction. Gene Ontology annotation, cellular component: cytoplasm. The coding region runs from base 500 to 1981 and encodes 493 amino acids. The transcript is spliced from 8 exons. The record is from RefSeq and is a predicted model, not a curated record. Gene Ontology annotation, molecular function: protein serine/threonine kinase activity; ATP binding; tau-protein kinase activity. NCBI's taxonomy places the organism in Eukaryota, Metazoa, Chordata, Mammalia, Chiroptera, Vespertilionidae.
GCCCUGCUAUUUUGCUAUAGUUUGGGAGGAGCUGUGUGAAAUGCCUGGGACUCAGUGGACACCGAGUGAACGCUGGAGGUGUGCUGUCUGCACCAGUGACCUGAAGCUACGUUAUCCACCCUGUGGGCUCCCUCCCCAUCAGUUUUCUGUACGUGUGUUUGGGGUAGAGGCCUUCGAUGCCAUGGGAAACCAUCUUCUGCUGGUGGUACGGGAGGAGUGCACCGAAAGAGGAUGUCUGCCAUAUUGUUCCUGAACGUGUGUUUCUCUGCUGUCACUUCCAGAGCCUCCUGAGAUUCUGCUUUGGCACCUCCAGCAUUUGGCCUCCGCUCAGGAGAAAAAAGCAACUAACAAAACACAGAAAUAAGGAGGAUUAUUCAAUAUGCAGUUUGCAGGAUGCCCAUGGCAACAUUGAAAAUGAAUUCCUUAUUUUCACCAGAUAUUCUUCUAUGAGAAGACACGUUUCAAACAGUUUGAAUAGUUUUUAUUCUGUUGGACCAGCAUGGCAGGAUUCAAGCGAGGAUACGAUGGGAAGAUUGCUGGAUUGUAUGAUCUGGAUAAAACCUUGGGCCGAGGUCACUUUGCAGUGGUUAAGCUUGCCAGGCAUGUCUUUACAGGUGAAAAGGUGGCAGUAAAAGUUAUUGACAAGACAAAGUUGGACACACUAGCCACUGGUCACCUUUUCCAAGAAGUGAGGUGCAUGAAACUGGUGCAGCAUCCCAACAUCGUACGUCUCUAUGAAGUGAUUGACACCCAAACCAAACUGUAUCUCAUUCUGGAACUUGGGGAUGGAGGAGAUAUGUUCGAUUACAUAAUGAAACACGAGGAGGGACUUAAUGAAGACUUGGCCAAGAAGUACUUUGCUCAGAUAGUUCAUGCUAUAUCUUAUUGCCAUAAACUCCACGUGGUUCACAGGGACUUGAAACCUGAGAAUGUGGUCUUCUUUGAAAAACAAGGUCUUGUGAAGCUGACAGACUUUGGUUUCAGCAACAAAUUUCAGCCAGGAAAGAAGCUCACUACCAGCUGUGGGUCUCUCGCAUAUUCUGCUCCAGAAAUUCUGCUUGGGGAUGAGUAUGAUGCACCUGCAGUAGAUAUAUGGAGUCUGGGAGUGAUCCUUUUCAUGUUGGUGUGCGGGCAGCCACCCUUUCAAGAGGCCAAUGACAGUGAAACAUUGACAAUGAUCAUGGAUUGUAAAUACACGGUCCCAUCCCAUGUGUCUAAAGAGUGUAAAGACCUGAUCACCCGGAUGCUACAGAGAGAUCCCAAGAGAAGGGCCUCUUUAGAAGAGAUUGAAAACCAUCCUUGGCUUCAGGGUGUGGACCCUUCGCCAGCCACCAAGUAUAACAUCCCCCUGGUGUCCUACAAGAACCUCUCGGAGGAGGAGCACAACAGCAUCAUUCAGCGCAUGGUGCUUGGGGAUAUAGCGGAUCGAGAUGCCAUUGUCGAAGCCCUGGAGACCAACAGGUACAACCACAUCACGGCCACGUACUUCCUGCUCGCCGAACGGAUCCUGCGGGAGAAGCAAGAGAAAGAAAUCCAAACCCGGUCUGCCAGCCCCAGCAACAUCAAGGCCCAGUUUAGGCAGUCGUGGGCCUCGCGCAGCGCCGGGGAGCUGGUGCAGAGCCUCAAACUCAUGGGCCUCUGCCUGGGCUCGCAGCUCCGCGGGGGCACCAAGUACAUUCUUGACCCGCAGCACGGCCUGUCCUUCUCCAGCGUCAAGGUCCAGGAGAAGUCCACGUGGAAGAUGUGCAUCAGCUCCGCGGGCAACCUGGGCCAGGCCCCCGUGGUGGGCAGCCUCAAGUUCUUCUCCGACCACGUGGCGGACAGCACCACUGAGCUAGAACGGAUACAGAGCAGGAACCUGAAAAACAACGUGCUCCAGCUACCUCUGUGCGAAAAGACCAUCUCUGUGAACAUCCAGCGGAACCCCAAGGAGGGGCUGCUGUGCGCCUCUGGCCAGGCCACCUGCUGCCACGUCAUCUGACAGUGGCUGCCCGGCCACGCUCACUCUUCCUGCUCAAAGCAGUGAAGACCGGCUCCCUUCACUGUUUGCUCUCGGUUUUACCCUCCCAGCGGGCAGUUAUUUAUUACGCUUCCCUUCGUUCGCCUGGCGCUGUGACAAUGCAUGGUCCUUGUGCAUGCUGCUGCUAGACACUGCUUUUCCGUUCCAGCCGAAAAGUCAAUCUCGUGUGUCACUUUUACAUUCAGAAUUUUAGUGUGGAUGAUCAGGAUUAAAUUAAAAUGUAUAUUUGGAACCUAAUAUAAAUGGAGCACUUAGAAAUUUGAUGUUCCGCACUUAACCUAGACAGAGAAAACAUGCUUGUGUUUCCUUGUUGAAAAAUCUAAAUUCCUGUCCUGACCUUGUUACGCGGAGACUCCGUGCUCUGGGGCACACUCUGGUGUCCGAUACAGAACCAAAGCAAUAACAGUGAGAUGCCGACAGGCCUGGAGCCCGCGGACGUGCCCGCCAGCUUUCCGAGGCUGCGCAGGACAGAGUACAGCCAACGUCUGCACUAGAACCUUAAACCGAGAUUUCAACACACCCACACCUGUUUGUCUUAAGCUAUAGUGUGAAAAAAGUUUGGGCUCUUAAAAAUUAACUGAAAAAGAUUUUCUUGUUUUGUAAUAGGUGAGAUAAAGUACUUAGAUUUAUAAGGCAGCUUCCCCUGUAGUGGUAAAUGACAAGCAGACAAUCUUCUUUUGUAAUGUGUGAACUGAUGAUGUCUUAACUCUACUUACAGAGUGUGUCUGUGUAACAGAACAAAAUGACGCUCGUGUAAACUCCUUCCCGCAGGGCACCGCCCAGGUUUCCUUCAGAACCAUGUAGAUAGAAGAAACUGUAGGGCUUAACGUGGAGGCCAAGUGCACUCAGAGGUGGGCAGAGUCAAAACCCGGUCAUUGAGAAAAACAUAUAUAAACACAUAUAUGUAUAUACAUGGGUUGAUUUUUACGAGUUUGGUAAUUAGGUUGUCUCUUUUGUUACUUCCAUUUUAUAUCCUUUAGCUCAAUUAGCUAUGACAAUUGGCUAAUCAAAAAAUACACAUAGAAGGGUAGAAUCCACACAAUCAACAAACAAAACCUGCUUCAGUUUUGUUUUUUUGCUGGAAAUAUUUUUCACUUUGCCUUCCUGCCAAAACAAUAAUCAAGAACUCUUGCUUUAAACUAUUCCUGUACAGAGACUCCUUUUGACCAGAUAAUCAUCUUUCGAGACAAAUUUUAUCUGUAGGCACAGUGUAUUGCACAUUGCUGAUUGCGGAAGGGGCCAGAUGCUACUUUUCUAUGCUGUGCCCCGAGGGGUCUUAGAUGCUUAGCUGCAUUGGUGAUAGGAUGCGGCUGGGCCCGGGCCUUCCCACGCUCAUCAGCCUCCAGUGAGGUGUCUGGUCCACACAGUGGCGGAGCCCCAGGGGACGGCAUGCCAUUGGGCAAUGCCUCCAAGUGUACACUGACCUUGCUACGUUAGUACCCAUCUGUUUUACUCAGAGCUCUGAAUUUCACUGUAUACUUACUAGACUAAGUAAAGAUGAUACUUCAAAUACUUUUACUUUCUAGGCCUAGGCUAGAUGUGUUUUAAGCUAUAGCUCUAGUUCAGUGUGAUAUUUAUCAUUGAAAGCUAUGAGAAUAGGUGUGUGGGUGAAGCCAUAGAACACAUUUGCUUGAAAUUCUUGAGCAGGGAUCUUAUAAAGGGCCAGAAAUAAGAUGUGUGGUUCACAUAGACAGUGAGCGUAACAUCUGUAUUAAACAUAGGAGAGAAGUUUAUAAAGGGCAUUGGCAAUAAACUCUUUGUUGCAGCUGUUUUCCAAGCAAUGUAAAUACUUUUUCCUGUGAUUAUGUAUAGCCUUGGAAUGGCACAUUUGAACCCGUAUGUGUUCGGUUUUCGUUGUGUUUUUUAUAUUCAGAUGUAUAUAUGGUGCUCACUCUAGGAUCAGCAGUGUUGACCAUUUAUGCUGCAUAGCUGUAUUAUAGCCUUAUUAGUGGUGUGUGGUUGGUUGGCCCUCUGGGUAGACAGAUGUUUGUCUGAGUGGUGUCUUACUCCUUUGUUCCUAAGUGAAUGACUGUGCAUGUGUUGUAUGUCAUAGUAUGUUGUCCCAUAAAAGAGAGGGAGCGAAUAACCAUUACAUUAAGAUAAUAUUGGACCAAACUACUUACUUGCUCUAAACAGUUUCCUGUACCCUUUAACCUGUCUUCAGAAGUUGCAUAGAGUUACAGUAGCGUGUAAAUUAAAUAUUGUGGACAAUUAGUCUUGUAUUUUUCUGUAUGUGUGUGUAUAUAUAUACAUAUGUGUGUAUAUAUAUAUAUAUAUAAAAUAUGUACUUCUGACAAUUCUAUCUGUAUUUAAAGAUGUGACAAUCUUGACACCGACUUUAAGAAUAGCCGUGAGACUGAAUCAAAUUAAAGGUAUUUCUACCACGUAAGCGCUGAUGUGUGUGAAGCGUAUACAGAAUGAUCAACUGAUUGGUCAUUUGCGUCCACUGCGGGUUGAUUUUCCUCGUCGUGUGAACAUGGACAGGUCUGUGACAAGUGGGAGAAAAUCCAAACAAUAAAGUGGCAGAUUGGUGUUCAGCAAUA